Phymastichus coffea is the source of this 2625-nucleotide messenger RNA. RefSeq names its product general odorant-binding protein 56d-like. The transcript is spliced from 5 exons. Gene Ontology annotation, biological process: sensory perception of smell. The coding region runs from base 152 to 547 and encodes 131 amino acids. The record is from RefSeq and is a predicted model, not a curated record. Gene Ontology annotation, molecular function: odorant binding. Lineage: Eukaryota; Metazoa; Arthropoda; Insecta; Hymenoptera; Eulophidae.
UUAGCAGCGGUACUUAUACAUAUUGGUGAAGUGCGCAGUAACGUUAUAGAAUCCCAUAUAUAAGACAAGCUCAGUUAUCACAGACUUUAGUCUUUGGAAACUACUUCAUAGAUUAAGACGUGUAAGUGUCUUCUUAAAUUUCUGUGACACAAUGAAGACUUCGUUUGCAGUGUUAAUCACGAUAGUUGCACUAACUACUAAAAGCAGUCAAUUAGACGAUGCCGCUCUGCAGAAAAGAAUUUUUGAGUGCGCUGCCGAAUCAAAACUUCCCGAAGGUUUACAAAAAUUACAAAAGAAACAGUUGACCAAGGAAAUAGACAAUCCUAAACUGAAGUGUUUUAAUGCUUGCAUGAUGAAGAAGAAAGGAACUAUGAUAAAUGGAAAAGUUGAUCCAGAGAUGCAAUUGGUAGCAGUCCAACCAGAUUCUUACGAUGUGAUCAAAGAAGUUGUCAAUACGUGCUCAGACUUGGCUAAUCAACAGAUCGAUGAGUGUGAGGUGUCUUAUAGUUAUGUAAAAUGUUUGAUACAAAACGCAGGUGCUUAUUAAGAAUGACACGAUCCUGACAGAAAUAUCAUCGAUCCGAGUAAUGUUUUAGUUAUUGAUGCAAGACAUGCUAAUAUGAAAUUUUAGUUGCGUUAGUAAAGCGUUGCACAAGAAGUUUAGGGCGCUGAUUAAAAAAUUGACAAUCGAUCGACAAAAAAAUACGAGUUCUUACAAGCGUCAUAUCACGAAAGAUUAAACUGAGAAAUAGUACAGAUGGAUGUAAUCAGAGCAUAGAUAAGUUGCUAGAUGAAUUUACGUCAUUAAUCGAGAAAAAUUAUACUGGGAAUUGGUAUUUGCGAACUAUUCCACCACGCUAUAAGUGAAAAGCCUAAUAAGUUUGAACGAUAAUGUCGGGCGUUAUCUAAAAAAGAAUAAUUCAAGAUGAUUCCAUGCGCAUUGCUGCACAAUUCAUUUGACAUCAAUAAUCGCUAUAAUAAGCAGCUCAGAAUCUUUAGUGUACUUUCAGUGAUCUUGCAUUUUCGUAGUUUGUAAAAUGAUGCCUUAAAAAUUCCGUCAUGCUUAUUGAACGUCUAUACGUGCAUUUUGAUCUAUUUAUUAUGAUAACGGAGUUUCCUGUUUGACAGCUUCACGUGAUGGAAAUAUCAAGAUGUUGCUCAUCGCUUAUCUGUGUACCACUUCCGCUGUGUUCUCGCGUAAUAACUUGAUAAAUAUAUACAUGGUCGAGGAAAAAUAGGUGUCGUAACUUUAAAAAUCAGCAAUUAAUGACGCAGUAUUGUUAAUUAUCUAUGAGAGCUGUUACUUUCUUCAAUAAUAUUUAUCGUAAAAAUAUCUUAUCGAUAAAUCAGAGUAUUUUAAAUCAUUUAACUGAAUUUUAUUUUUUAUGUCAUAAAUCCUUGCAUAAAUUCAUUAAACAGAUAACAAUAUCUAUUUGUACCUGUAAAUAAUAUAUGUUUAUUAUUGAAAAAAAUUAUCAGUUUCUUUGAUACUGGUUAAGCGAAACUUUCAAUAAUUUAAUGAUGCUCAAAGUAAAAAAAGCAUAUAUUUCAAUUUUUUUGGAAAAUAAUAUUACAUUUUUAGUUUUAUUUUACAGUAUUUUUAUUAUUUCAAAAUAAUUAGCAUCAUUUGAAACUAUAAACCGAAUCAACGCAUGUUGAUGAGAUCGGAAAAAUAGGGAUGGGAGAGGGGGCAAACGAACACUCGACCGGCUGUUAGUUAAUUCAAGUUUUCUCGCUUUUGCCAGCAGCUAGACUUGUAUAAAAUUGUCUGGAGUGGUCCGAUUUUUACGAUUCAAAAAAGUAAAUGAUUAUUUUUUAACCUAGAAACGUUUGUAUAUUAGCAAUUUCGUAAAAAAUGCAACUUAAAAUAAAUUACUUUUUGCGAACUGCCUGACUGACCUUUUUCAAAAGCAAGCAAUAAAAGUUUGGCUACGGAUUGGACCCCCCCCCCCUGCAGAUAGCUGCUUCACUUUCCGAACGGCUAAUCCCUUGCAUGCUUCGUCAGCCUUUUUGCAUUAUCAACGUUUAAGAUGGUUUAACUGAAUUACUGUCAAGUGAACUUAAAUUUACUUUACUUUUUUUAUUAAAAUUAACUAAAAUUAAAAUUAACUUAAUCAGUGGAAUGCCUACUUUCAGCUAAUACCAAUUUAAGAUUAUAAAAUGAAUACUGAAUUUACAUUAAUCGAUGGAAAUCACGGGAAGAUGGUAGGCUGACUUCCACUACGAAAAAUUAUAAAUAAAAGAUUUUUUGAUCAAAUAAUAUAUACAAUUAUACUUACAAAUCAACAAUACUAUUUUAGCUAUUACUCAAUAACUUAAUAAUAAUUAAAAUUAAUAAUUUUACUGUAACUUUCAUACAUAUAUUUAGUUUAUAAUAACUUCAAAAAUGUAACCCAGUACAUGUUUAAUUAAACAAAAAAAUUUAUUAUUGUAAAAAAACAGGACUAUUUUUCAUAGCCUACAUAGAAAGAAACCAAGGAUAGUUCAUAAUGAUUUUUAAAAAAGUUAUUAUGUACAAACACCAUUAUUUCUGCGAAUAUUAUUGUUUAACUUCCCGUAACUCUCAUAAAAUUCUUUUAGCUAUUUGUUUAACGAUCGCCAUAAAGGCUCCUUUUUAAAAACUAG